Pseudopipra pipra is the source of this 7140-nucleotide messenger RNA. RefSeq names its product potassium sodium-activated channel subfamily T member 2 (gene KCNT2). The coding region runs from base 213 to 3761 and encodes 1182 amino acids. NCBI's taxonomy places the organism in Eukaryota, Metazoa, Chordata, Aves, Passeriformes, Pipridae. Gene Ontology annotation, biological process: potassium ion transmembrane transport. Gene Ontology annotation, molecular function: intracellular sodium-activated potassium channel activity; outward rectifier potassium channel activity. The record is from RefSeq and is a predicted model, not a curated record. The transcript is spliced from 31 exons. Gene Ontology annotation, cellular component: plasma membrane.
GGACUUCGCUCCCGGGGGCCGUGAGGCUCCCCCCGAGCCGCCGGGGACAGCGGGGACAGCCCUCCCGCCGCCUUUGUGCGCGCUCGCCGCGGGGACCGCCCGCCCCGCGCCGCUCCCGCCGCGCCGGGCUCUGCCCGCUCCCGCCUGGGCGGGUGCCCGCCGCUCCUCCGGCCACCGGGGGUCCUGCCUCCGUCCCUCCCUUCCCGGGCAGGAUGGUGGACCUGGACAGCGAGGUGCCCCCGCUGCCCCCGCGGUACCGCUUUCGGGACUUGCUGCUGGGCGAUCAGGGCUGGCAGAGCGACGACAGGGUGCAAGUUGAAUUCUAUAUGAAUGAAAAUACAUUUAAAGAGAGACUAAAGCUCUUCUUCAUCAAAAACCAAAGAUCAAGUCUGAGAAUACGAUUAUUCAAUUUCUCUCUCAAGCUACUAAGUUGUUUGUUAUACAUAGUUCGUGUGCUCCUGGAUGAUCCUACACAAGGACUUGGAUGUAAGGAAUUAAAUCGGAGUUGUUCCACCAACCAAAACUACACACCUGGAACAAUUGAUUGGUCUCCCAUUAUUUGGGUGAACCGAAGCUUACCUUUAUGGGGAUUACAGGUGUCUGUGGCUGUAAUAAGUCUCUUUGAAACUCUACUGCUAAGUUAUCUGAGCUACAAGGGAAAUAUCUGGGAACAAAUUCUGAGAAUACCCUUUCUCCUGGAAAUAAUUAAUGCUGUCCCUUUCAUCAUCACGAUUUUCUGGCCAGUCCUAAGAAACCUGUUUAUUCCUGUAUUUUUAAACUGUUGGCUGGCAAAGCAUGCUUUAGAGAAUAUGAUUAAUGAUCUUCACCGAGCCAUCCAACGCACACAGUCCGCAAUGUUUAAUCAAGUCCUCAUUUUAAUAUCCACCUUAUUAUGUCUUAUCUUCACUUGUAUUUGUGGAAUUCAGCAUCUGGAACGAGCAGGAAACAGGUUGACUCUCUUUGACUCCCUUUAUUUCUGCAUAGUGACAUUUUCCACUGUGGGCUUUGGGGAUGUUACACCCAAGAUAUGGCCUUCAAAGCUGCUUGUUGUCAUUAUGAUCUGUGUUGCUCUUGUGGUGCUGCCCAUCCAGUUUGAACAGCUGGCAUAUUUAUGGAUGGAGAGACAAAAGUCCGGUGGAAACUACAGUCGAUAUAGAGCUCAGACAGAAAAACAUGUUGUGCUGUGUGUAAGCUCUCUGAAGAUUGACUUACUUAUGGAUUUCUUAAAUGAAUUCUAUGCUCACCCCAGAUUGCAGGACUAUUAUGUUGUUAUUUUGUGCCCUACCGAGAUGGAUGCUCAGGUGCGAAGGGUGUUACAAAUCCCAAUGUGGUCCCAAAGAGUUAUCUACCUGCAAGGCUCAGCACUAAAAGAUCAAGACCUGUUGAGAGCCAAAAUGGAUGAUGCUGAAGCUUGUUUCAUACUGAGCAGCCGCUGUGAGGUGGACAGGACAGCAGCUGAUCAUCAAACCAUUUUAAGAGCCUGGGCAGUUAAAGACUUUGCUCCAAAUUGUCCUUUGUAUGUCCAGAUAUUGAAACCUGAGAAUAAAUUCCACAUUAAGUUUGCAGAUCAUGUUGUGUGUGAAGAGGAAUUCAAAUAUGCUAUGCUAGCUCUAAAUUGUAUAUGCCCAGCUACUUCUACAUUAAUCACACUAUUGGUUCAUACAUCUAGGGGACAAACAGCUCCAUGGGAAGCUUUUAGACAACUAACUGGAACCAAGCAGACUUUAAACAGGGAGUGUCAGCAGUCACCAGAACAAUGGCAGAAAAUGUAUGGCAGAUGCUCUGGUAACGAAGUGUAUCACAUUAACCUGGAAGAAAGUACUUUUUUUGCUGAGUACGAGGGGAAGAGCUUCACAUAUGCUUCUUUCCAUGCACAUAAAAAGUUUGGAGUCUGUCUGAUUGGUGUUAGAAAGGAAGAUAACAAAAACAUUUUGCUGAAUCCAGGUCCUCGAUAUAUCAUGAGUUCUACAGAUAUAUGCUUUUAUAUAAAUAUCACCAAAGAAGAGAAUUCUGCUUUUAAGAAGCAAGAAAAGCAUAGAAAAAACCACGAAUCAAAAUUAUCUUACCAUGGAGCUUCCAGGCUACCAGUACACAGUAUAAUAGCCAGCAUGGGGACCGUGGCUAUCGAUCUACAAGACACAGGAUGCCGAGCGUCCAGCGGAGCUACGCUGGCCCUUCCUCCUGACGGAGGGAAGGAGGGCAGACGGCCCAGCAUAGCACCAGUUUUGGAGGUUGCAGACUCAUCCUCACUUCAGACGUGUGACCUGCUAAGUGACCAGUCAGAAGAUGAAACUACCCCAUCAGAUGAUGAAGUCUCUGCAGGCUUAGAGUAUGCCAAAGGCUAUCCUCCUUACUCUCCAUAUAUUGGAAGUUCUCCCACAUUUUGUCAUCUUCUGCAUGAAAAAGUACCCUUCUGUUGUCUAAGACUGGAUAAGGGAUGCCAACAUAACUACUAUGAAGAUGCCAAAGCCUAUGGAUUCAAAAAUAAAUUGAUUAUAGUUGCAGCAGAAACUGCUGGCAAUGGCUUAUAUAACUUUAUUGUUCCACUCAGAGCUUAUUACCGGCCAAAGAAAGAACUGAACCCCAUUGUGUUACUCCUGGAUAACCCGCCAGAUAUGCAUUUUCUGGAUGCAAUCUGUUGGUUUCCAAUGGUUUACUACAUGGUUGGCUCUAUCGACAACCUAGAUGACUUAUUAAGAUGUGGGGUCACCUUUGCAGCUAAUAUGGUGGUGGUGGACAAAGAAAGUACAAUGAGUGCUGAAGAAGACUACAUGGCAGAUGCCAAGACUAUUGUAAAUGUUCAAACACUCUUCAGGUUGUUCUCAAGCCUGAGCAUUAUCACAGAAUUAACUCACCCAGCCAACAUGAGAUUCAUGCAGUUCAGAGCCAAAGACUGCUAUUCUCUUGCUCUAUCCAAAUUAGAAAAGAAAGAGCGGGAAAAGGGAUCUAAUCUUGCAUUUAUGUUUCGACUGCCCUUUGCUGCUGGCAGGGUUUUCAGCAUCAGUAUGUUGGAUACAUUGCUUUAUCAGUCAUUUGUGAAAGAUUAUAUGAUUUCUAUUACAAGACUUCUGCUGGGACUUGAUACCACACCAGGAUCUGGGUUUCUUUGUUCUAUGAAAAUCACAGAAGAGGAUCUAUGGAUUAGGACAUAUGCCAGACUCUAUCAGAAACUUUGUUCUUCUACAGGAGACAUUCCAAUUGGAGUCUAUAGGACAGAAUCCCAAAAGCUUGCAACAUCCGAGUCCCGAGAAAUGGCUUCACAAUCUCAAAUCUCUAUCAGCGUGGAAGAAUGGGAAGACACGAAAGACACCAAAGAACAGUUUAGUUAUCGCGGUAACCAUCGGAACUCAACCUCCAGUGACCAGUCUGACCACCCCCUGCUCCGACGGAAGAGCAUGCAGUGGGCGCGGCGGCUGAGCAGGAGAGCACCCAGGCACUCGGGGAAAACAGCAGAGAAGAUCAACCAGCAGAGAAUGAACCUUUACAGGAGAUCAGAAAGACAGGAGCUUGCUGAGCUCGUGAAAAACAGAAUGAAGCAUCUGGGCCUUUCUCCAGCAGGAUACGAUGAAAUGAAUGAUCAUCAGAACACCCUUUCUUACAUCCUGAUCAAUCCUUCUCCAGAUACAAGAUUAGAGCUGAAUGAUAUAGUAUACUUGAUCCGACCUGAUCCAUUGACUUAUGUUCCAAAUGCUGCACCCAGCCGAAAAGACAGCUUCUGCAAUACAGUGGGACAAGACACCAGGGAGGAAACACAACUUUGAUUUGUAAUUCAUCACAAAAUUAAGAGACAAUUUUAUACACAUGUUGUUUCCACUAACCAUUUUGAAAACUGAGUGGUAUAUUUUAUUCAGAUUUUGGAAACAAAAUGACAGUGGGUAAGUGACCAAAUGUAGAAAUGUGGUGCCUAGAAACUCUUAAUUUCAGGGAUUGUCAGGCUUGUGGCCUGUUGAGUAUGAUAGUUGAACUUUGUCAGCCUAACAGAAUUAUGACACCUGUUUGCUAUUUAACCAAUAUGAACAAAUGUCAGAUUUCAUCAUAUGUUUUGCUUAGAUGCUUCUAAGCGUAUUUAUCAAGGUGACAGCAUGUCAGUGACUAAGCUUCUGAUCUACAUCAGAUUAUCUGAUGCCCAUAGAGAGACAAUGGAUAAUUUGUAGUAGAAAAUACAUUAAUACCUAAAGCUGCCAGCAAGGCUCUGCGUGUCAAGAAUUCAGUCUUUGAAAUAUUUUUCAAUCUCAGCCUGUCAUCUGUUUGUAUUAGAACAGGCUAGUUUAGGUCCCAUUUUAGCCUCCAGGACCUGAGCGUUAGUUCUUUGGGUUUACACAGAUCAGGUUGAAUGACAUAACCCAGUCGCUCCGCAGAGGUUGAGAUCUGAGACACAUCCACUGAAAGAGGAGCCCAGCUGGAGGAAAAUCCCUGUCAUCUCACACAGGCAGCCCCCCCAGACUUGCAAAAAACUGGGAAGGUACAAUCUGUGUGAAGCUGCAUACAGUGGUAGCUCAGGUGAAAUGUAAUCCUUUGAACCUUAGCGAGUUUGCCUAGAGAAGCCUGAAUAGAUAAUAAUACAAAAGUGAGAACAUCCCUCUAGGGAAUGAUUCCUACUGCAAGUCCUUUCCAUUUUCAUGAAUAUGCCAGAACUGAAACUGCCCAAAGCAUGUACAUGCCCAGUCAUCCAGAUUACCCAAAUGUGAUACAUUUUCAUAUGAAAUGAUGUAUCCCACUGAAAAUCAAAGAAAUUUUUAUCCCAUUCCAUAAAAUCAAUGUAAUUCCACAUUAUGUGAAAAAGCAUUAUGGAUUUAAAACCUCUGUUUUGGCAUGAAGUACCCAAGAAAGCAUCUGCUUGUGUAUGAAACAUCUGGAGCUGCUACAGAAUCUCCAGUCUGUAUGCCACAACUGGUCAAGCUUUCUACAGAAUUAAGCCACAACUGGUCAAGCUUUUUAUAAAAUUAAGCAUGCCUGUACAGGAUCAUCGAAAAUCACAUUCUUGCUCUACCAUCUGUCAAAAACUGGGAAGAACAUACUUAAGGUUUAAAAAACCCUACUGUUACACUUACCUACAUAGAACCAGUACAAGAAAUUUGGCAGUCUACUGUCUGAUUAUUCUUUGAACAUCCUUGAUGUCCUACUUGUACCAAAAAAUCAGUCAGAAUUAUUUAGAUUCUAUUCUAUAUUCAUUGAUAGAACUACAUUCUAUUUCUGGAUUAAAAAAACCAAAAAAUACCCCCACAGCCAAGUUGCCAAGUGAGCAACUCAUGGAUUUGAGUAUAUUUAUCAGCAUUGUAAGGAUGUUGUAAUCAAGUCACGUUCAGAUUAGGAAUGACAUCAAAUCUACUGUUAACGCCUCCCUUCCUCUUCAUUCUUACAAAAUUUAAAAAAUCCGUUCCAUCUUAAUUCAGAAAUCCUAAAGCUACAGUUACAAAAAACCACAGAGGUCUCAGACUGGACUGCAGCUCUCAGAAGACCAAGAGUACCAGUUUUAACAGGAAGAAGGAUAAGUGGAAAGAAGUUUCCCAGCAGGUUUUUUUUUACAUUGACAUAUUGAAGUAGCAUCAUGGUCCAGAAGGGUUUCAGUGGUUGUCCUUAGAGUCCAUUAUUAUUCAUAGUGUUUUUCCACCCACACUAGUAAUUUAUCAGAUUAUUCUGAUGAAAUAUUUCAAAUGGGCACUGUGGGGGGAAAAAAGAAAAUUGAAAUGGCUGCACAGACUGAAGUCUACAGUUUUUUUUAAAAACGUAUAUGGUACAGGAUCUGUCAUAGAAGUUAUCCCAGAAAAGUCUGCAUGUGCACUGUGAAUAACUUUCUAUUUUCCAUGUCUCUGGGGAGAAGACAGUAUUCCAGAUGAAUAUUAAAAAAAAAAAUUACAAAUUUCUUAUAAGUGUUCCCUCCAAAAUAUUAGGAAGAUCUUUUGUUUCAUACCAAAGGCUUCUCUAACAGAGUCUCAAGGAGGCAGGCAGGAUUCCAGAAACAUGGCUACCCUCCAGCAGGCAAGCCAGAUAGCCUGCUUUUAGGGUGAUUCACACACUGUUUCACAGGCAUUCCCUGUACACUGCCUAUAAUAUGCACCACAGAUUUAAGGACACACUGCUGAAAGGAUCUAUAGCUAGGACUGGAGUCCUCACAUUUAACAGCCAAUAAAGCAGUAUUAACAAGCAGUCAGGUGUGUCCGUUUUCCCACUCAGCAGAAUUGCUGCUCAGCUAGAUGUGAAGAGUAGCAUGUAAUGUGUCCUGAUAUUUCUCCAGGCCUAAUGGAUUUCUAAUUGCUCAUUAGCCCCAGAAGAUUUGCUAAAGCAAACACAAAGACAGCUGGAGACACAGUCUCUAAAAUGAGUGCAAGACAACCUUUCUGAACAAAAUACUUAGUUCUCUUCAAAAUCUACUGGAAGACAAGCAAAGUAAUAAAAAUUAACAACAACAUCUUAUGAAGCAGAAGUUCUAAUAACUCAUGAAUAAUAUACCACAAAGUUCAGUUAUUCAGAAUAAUACUGCCCUUCAUGUUGAAAGCAGAACAGCUUUGCUUCCUCUGGAAUAUCUUCACAGAUACUCCAUUCUAGUGGGAUUUAGAUCUUUCAAAAACCAUCCCAAGUACCAUAUGAAUGAGACAGUAUGCACUUUCCUUCAGUGACCAGCGAGGCAAUUCUUUUAUGGCCAUCCUACAGGCAAUCUUAUGUUCACAUGCUUUCUUUCCUCAUGAUUAUCAGAAACAUAAUACAAGCCUAACUGGACUGGAGACCAGACUGAGGAACAGUAAUCUUUAUGCUCAGAGCUGGAGAAGGGAUAAUGAAGCUCUAGAACGAGCAGGGUCAGAUGACUAUUGAGCAGAGGAGUUUGAUCUGGCAACAGUUCACUCAGUAAAGAGAAAAAUCUAGAGCUAUGAAAAAAAGACUAUUUCUAUCUGUGCUUAAAUGAAUGCAUUUUUCCUCCUGACACACUUCUAUCAACAACUCCAAGAUGUCCAUCUUUCCCAACACUAUCUUAACACAGACCAAGCAGUUUGGUACCCACAGUCACAGUCCCAGUGAGGGAAGUUCUAGCAAUUAAUAACUGCUUCAUUCUCACAAGAGAAUACUCAAGCAAAGCCAGACCUACCUAUGAAAAUGUGUUACCUAGUCUGCAAUAAAAAAGUCACAAGAACUGUUUCAAUGGAA